This is a messenger RNA of Engraulis encrasicolus (European anchovy), 733 nucleotides long. Its product is annotated as nanos homolog 1-like. Gene Ontology annotation, molecular function: zinc ion binding; mRNA binding. Lineage: Eukaryota; Metazoa; Chordata; Actinopteri; Clupeiformes; Engraulidae. The record is from RefSeq and is a predicted model, not a curated record. Gene Ontology annotation, biological process: oogenesis; negative regulation of translation. Gene Ontology annotation, cellular component: perinuclear region of cytoplasm. The coding region runs from base 41 to 505 and encodes 154 amino acids. The transcript has a single exon.
CAACCCCCCUCACACAGUCCCUCACCCUCAGACUGGUAAGAUGCCGCGACUACCAUUCAUCGAUAUGGCCGGAGCAGCACCUGUAAAUGGUUUCAACAUGUGGCGAGAUUACCUCCAACUUGGUACAGUUGUUGAGCGUCUGGGACAUCCUGUGAUGCACAAGGAGGACUUUCCACAGCGCCUACCUGCGGUGCACAUCCAGAAGGUUGCAUCGCUCUCGAAUAACGCGAAUAACGAAAGACGCAUCACCCCAAGCAGUUCAGGAAGCAGCAUCUCAACAACCUCGACCAGUAGACCUGCCAGUGUCUCCAAUCGGAGCUCACGGGACGGUUGUGGAUUUUGUAAACAGAACGGAGAAACUUCGGAUGUCUACCUCGGCCACAAAUUGAAAGCAAGAGACGGCAAGGUAAUUUGCCCCAUUCUGAGAAGCUACGUCUGCCCUACGUGUGAGGCAACGGGGGAUAAAGCACACACCCGUCGUUAUUGCCCUUUCGGAAAUGAGUGACUGAACGUGGACUGGCGAAUACAGCAUUGUAUGUACAAAUGUUCUCUUGUUUGUUGUUCUUGUGUUAGUGUUCGAUGGUCUGAUGUUCUUGUUUGUGGUUCUCGUGUUAGUGUUCGAUCAUGGUCUGUUUUUUACUGUACGGAGCCUAUGUGUAGGCCUAAUAUCAGAGAGUGUUUUCGUAAAUAUUUUUGCACACGACAAAGGGAUUAAAAGAAACUUGACUAAUAU